This is a messenger RNA of Lutra lutra (Eurasian river otter), 2310 nucleotides long. RefSeq names its product CXXC-type zinc finger protein 1-like. The transcript is spliced from 9 exons. Gene Ontology annotation, biological process: positive regulation of DNA-templated transcription. The coding region runs from base 1 to 1119 and encodes 372 amino acids. NCBI's taxonomy places the organism in Eukaryota, Metazoa, Chordata, Mammalia, Carnivora, Mustelidae. The record is from RefSeq and is a predicted model, not a curated record. Gene Ontology annotation, cellular component: Set1C/COMPASS complex.
AUGUCAGGGACCCUGGGUGGAAAGAAGUGGACAGCAAAGGCAGAGAGGCCCUGGAUGAGUGACACUGAGGAGUUCCCAUUCCUGGAGUGUGCGCUGCAGAAACCAGCAGUGAAUGUGAAGAAAAUGGAGAAUUUGAAGAUAAAGGUGGAGUGGAAGGUGACAGAAAUGAAAGAGAAGCAGAAGCAGAAGCAGAAGCAGAAGCAAAAGCUCACGGAAAAGUGGAAACACACAGAGAAGACAGAUGCCAAGGAGCUAGGCUUGCUGCGACAGUGCCUGGGACCUGGCUGUGUGUACCCCACCCGGCCAGGCUCCAAGUACUGCUCGGACGACUGUGGCAUGAAACUAGCAGCUGACCGCAUCUAUAGGAUUCUGCCCCAGCGCAUCCAGCAGUGGCAGAAGAGUCCCUGCAUUGCUGAGGAGCAAGGCAAAAAAAUGCUGGAGCGCAUCCACCGUGAGCAGCAGGACAUUCACACCCGCCUGAAGGACAUAGAGUGCCAUUUCCAUGAACUUGAGGCCAUAAUUCUGCGUGGCAAGCAGCAGGCUGUGUGCAGCGAUGAGGAGGUGAAUGGGAAUGACAGGAACAGCGUAAACCUGCAGAUCUUCUGUGUCUCCUGCGGGGAGUCAGUCAGCAUGCAUGUUGCCCUGCGCCACAUGGAACGCUGUUUUGCCAAGUAUGAGUGCAAGACGUCCUUCGGGUCCAUGUAUCCCACUUGCAUUGAAGGGGCCACAAGGCUCUUCUGUGAUGUUUACAACCCAAAGAGUAAGAGGUACUGUAAAAGGCUCCAGGUGCUGUGCCCUGAGCACUCAAGAGAUAACAAGAUAUCUGAUGAUGAGGUGUGCGGUUGCCCGCUAGUGCACAAUGUCUUUGAGGUCACUGGUAAUUUCUGUUGCCUCCCCAAACGCUUGUGCAACCUCCACUACUGCUGGGAGAAGCUGCGGCGCGCCGAGGUGGACCUAGAGCGCAUUCGUGCGUUGCACAAGCUGGAAGAGCUAGUUGAACAGGAGCACAAGGUGCGCACAGCUAUGACGAACCGGGCAGGGCUGCUGGCUCUGAUGCUUCACCAGACAAUCCAGCAUGACCCACUCACCACUGACCUGCGCUCCAAAGUAGACAGCUGAGCCCUGCUUGACUGAGAUCCUGUACCCAACAUCCUCUGCAAAGGGAGACAUUCAAUGAAUUCUUCCCAUCCUUGUUCCUAUCACCCCUUUUUUUUCUUAGGUCAUCUUCGAGCUUCCCUGUGCUUCUCGCUUCACCAUUCGGUCUCCUGCAUCUGUUUACUCCUCCAUGGGAAGGGGGCCUCAGAAUUCCCUUGUUUCCAUCCAUUCCUCCAACCGCCUGUCUCUUUCUUACCUGAACCUUGGCAGACUCAGGAGAUCUGCCCUGCCCGCAUCCCCCACCUUCCAGAGUUUCAUUAACAAACUUUGUAAGAACAAGGACUAUUAAUAUCCCCCCACACCCGUCUGGCCACAGACCCAAUUUCAAACCUCUGAUGGUGGUGGGUAAUAGUGUAACUGUACUGGGGGGGUGGCUCCUGGGCAUAUGCAGAAGAGGCUAUGAAGUGAUGGCCACUUGGGACUUGGUGAGCCGCCUUCUGUCAGGGGAGCCAUGACCUUACAGAGGAGAGGCCAGCGAUCCUUGUUCCCUGCAGUCCCUCUUCCCAGGCCGUCUGAUAUGUCGUUGGCACCUGAUUAGUGCACAGUCAAUUCAUCGACUCCUGUCCCAUUUUUUCCAUUCCCUGGGCCAGAGGUGUUAGAAAACUAGGAUGGGAGAUGGACAAGUUUGGGAUAGUCCUCUCUGAUAAUUCCACUGUGGGACACUGAGUCACAUCCCUGCCCCUGCUCAUCUUGUUCCACCCCUUGCCAUCCCAUGAAGUCCCAGUUCUUUCUGUCAGCCUUGGUCCCUGCCAGUCCAGUCCCGUUCUGUCCAUCUCCCACCCCCACCCACGCCCAUCUUCUCCUCCCCCCGCCCCCUACCACACUGCUCUGGGUCUGUCCUUUCCAGCCCGCUCUGUGCGUUGAAGCCUCAUGGGGUCAUGAACAUUUCACACCUAUAGGGUUGCCAGAAGCACCUCUGCCAUACCUGCUUUUUGGCAGUCCCAGCCAGCCCUCCUGUGUCAGUGGAAGUGUGUCUGGUAAUGCUGCUUGUGACGACUGGUAUGUUUGAAACAAGAGACUUGAACACUUCUAUUUUUUCUCUACUCCCUGGUCCCUUGAAGAUUUUUCCAUGAAUUUUCGUAAUUACUUUUUUCCCAGGGACUCACACAUUUUACCUAAAUGGUUAGGUAUGCUGAUCUAGGCUUACGUCUCCUA